CCAGGUACUACAGGUUCCCCCAGUAUGUUGCCUGCAACAAAGUCCAUCUCUGCUGACUCUGCCUUGAAAGGAAGUUCUGGAAGUGCAGUUGAUCUAUCUGUAAUGUGGAUGUUCAGCAAAAAUCAGGUGUUGAAAAUAUACUUACACUUAAAAUGGAUGGGAAUCUUGAUCAACAUUCUUUUGAUGUAAUUGCUAAUGCUUCCGGCAUAGAUGCCAACAUUGCCUGUAACCUAGUUCAAUCAGGCAAAGAAGCACAUAAAUUGGCUGAUCAGGAAAAACCCACUGGAGAACCAUCAGGUAGAAUCUCCAAAUCUCCUAAGGUUCAAAAACAAGGGAAAGCUGUGCGCUCAAAACCCAAAAAGUCUGUUGAAGCAUCUUUAAAUAAUCAAUUACUGCAAGAGAAUUCAAUUCAGCUUGAGGAGGUCAAAGGGAUGUUGCGCAGAAUUAUGAAUAAAUUAUUUCCUGAGGAGGCAGCAAUACGUCAACCCUCAGGUCUUCCCAAACUUCCUAUUAGCAACUAUGAACACUUGAAGCAGCUGGAGGAUUAUCUGUCAAAUGCGGAGAACUUUGGCAUCAUGGUAAACUAUCUGUUUUGCAAAGUUAAACACACUCAUACGGAGCAAGCCUGUGCCAAAGCGGCAUUGAAUGCAUUGUUCAAGCCUUCGUUAUGUUGUGCCAUAUCCUGGAAGGGAACACAUGGCACUAAGUAUGCCAUAUAUGGAACCCAGUGUGUGGAGCUGAUUCAAUGUGUAGCAACAAAGUUGUGGGACUCGGCCACAGACCUGUGUGCUCUCAAUGGUGCCAUAAAGAGGUUUUUCAUAGUCAGUCUUCAAAAGAAAACAAGUUCAAGUCUUGCAGAACAUGAUGAGAGUUCUGAAGAUAGUGCCAAUUCAGCUAGUUCUGGCACUGAGGUUGAGAGUGAACCAGAUGAAGACUCGGACUGAUUCAUCUAUUUUUUGUUUAGUUAUUUUUCUUUAUAUGUAUAAAUACUGUAUACAUACCAAAUAUGUACAAAGCAUCUGUGAUUUUUUUUGUUAUUAUGACUGCUCUUCUGUUAAGACUGAUAUUUUUUUGGUGACCUUAUAAUGGUCUAAAUUGGGUUAAUUCUUGUUAACGCUUUGUAAGAUUUAUUUUUUGUUAGUAAGAUAGGCAUUGAAUAAUGGUGACCUUAUGAAUGGUCCAAGACUAGUUAUCUCUUGUUAACGCCUUGUAAGAUUUAUUUUUUGUUAGUAAGGUAAGACUUGGCAUUGAUUAAAUGCAUAUACCGUAA
This is a messenger RNA of Frankliniella occidentalis (western flower thrips), 1270 nucleotides long. RefSeq lists its product as uncharacterized. Lineage: Eukaryota; Metazoa; Arthropoda; Insecta; Thysanoptera; Thripidae. The transcript has 6 exons. Bases 153 to 944 code for a protein of 263 amino acids. The record is from RefSeq and is a predicted model, not a curated record.